AUGGACCGAGAACGAGGCCGAUUACGAUUGAGCUUUCUAUUUUGUUUGAUAUCAUUUACCUGUGCCUAUCCACAAUUCCAAAAUGAAAUCUAUCGGAAGCGAUUGCCCUCUUUCCUCACCGCAAAAAAGACGCAAACAAGGAGAAGUUCGGAUUAUGGCCCACCAGCUCAUGUGCCCGUUUACAUCAAUCCAUAUCCCGAGGUGCCCGAGUUGCCAAAUCCAAAGCAGGGAACUCCAGCUCCACCAGGCGCAGAUUCAUAUCAGAAGAUUGUUCUUGGCGAUCAGAGUCCAAGCAAACACCACGAUGAGCCUCAAAAGGAAAACACAGAAGGACCCAUCCCACCACCGACACCGAGCGCUCCAAAAUCCCGACUUGACGAGAUUGCACGUCAAGUGCAGAAGUUGCUUCUGGACUCUAAAGGCCAUGUCGAUACAAACAAAAUCCCUGAGCCCGUGAAGAAACCAGGAAGCAAAGCACCCGGCUUUUCCCCAAAUCGCCGCAGCAACGCUCCUCACAAGGUCAACACAAGGGAUUUGGCACCAAUUCAAAAAUCUGGCUAUGAUGCCGAGGCGCCAAAAACGAAAACAAACGGUGGAAUCACGAUUCAUUCUUCUGGAUAUAAUUUCGAUGGUGAUGGCUUACCGAAUAGUGUGGAAGAGGACACGAGCACCGUAGCCUCAACAUAUGAAGAUCGCGAUGACUCGAGACAAGGAUACGAUGACAAAAAUCACAAACCGAAUCGUGGAAACAUCGAUGAAGGAGAGAAUUCCCCAACGAACAAGCCAAAGACACAGAAACCGAGAUACGAGCAUACGACUCGGCCAACAACCACAAUUGAUUAUUAUCCGUAUAGACAAAAGGGAUAUCGAGUCACAACAAGAGCCACACCAAAGCCAACGACUACACAGGCGCCAAAAACAACGACGAGAUCUCAAGGAUAUGAACAAGAUACAGUAACUCCAAGAAAUGGAUAUGAUUACAGUAAUCGAAACACGGCCAGGCCUAGAAAUAAUGGAGAUGACUACAGUAAUCGGAAUACAGUACCAUCAAGGAAUAACGGCUACGAAGAGAAUACAGUGGCCCCGAGAAAUGGAUACGAAGAGAAUACACCGGCCCCGAGAAAUGGAUACGAAGAGAAUACAGUGGCUCCGAGACAUGGAUACGAAGAGAAUACACCGGCCCCGAGAAAUGGAUACGAAGAUAAUACAGUGGCUCCGAGACAUGGAUACGAAGAGAGUACACCGGCCCCGAGAAAUGGAUACGAAGAGAAUACACCGGCCCCGAGACAUGGAUACGAAGAGAAUACUGUAGCAACUGAUGGCUAUGGGAAGCCACCUGUUGACAAUGGAUAUGAAAAGCCAAAGGAUAACUAUGAUCAAACAGUGAGAACGCCUGAGAAACCGUCACAAGAAUAUGGAGAGGAGACACCUAACACUUAUGAGCAAGCUGAAACAACUACAGCUACUCCUCAAGAUAAUGGAUAUGAACAAGGAAACGAGAAAGAGCAAACGAACAACGAGAAUCCGUAUGAAGAGUCGCACAAAGUGAAUCCCUACGAUAUGCUUGUUGAGCAUUCUGGAGAUGAUCAAGCUGAAGGCUACCACACCCUAUUGGCCAAAGACGCAAAAGCUUACGUGGAAGAACACAAAAGACUCCAAAGAGCGAUGGCUAAACGAAUCUAUGCCGAGAUUAGAAAACAAAUAAAGAGAGAGCUUGAUCUGGACAGUGACGCCAGCUCUGCCAAAGAAAAAUCGGCUGAGAAGUUGAGCGAGAGCUCUGAACAACUCAAAGAGGCACAACAUGAAGAGCCUUAUUCUGCUGGCAAGCCAAGCAAUGAGAACUCCGGCUAUGAGGAACCAGCUCCUCAACAACCAGAUGGUUAUGAUCAACCCAAAGAUGAGGAGGAAGUGCACGAGGCUCAUCCCAGCCCACCAAAAGAAUACCUUGAGAACAUUGAGGAGUCUGAGCAUCCAUCCACACCUCGUCCCACUCUGGCCACCGCUUUGCCCGAUGUGAAGAAACUUGUCAACAAUUUUGCUAAGCAAAGCGAAAAUCAGGCUAAGGCAACUCGUCACCAAACUGGUCACAAAACUCACACACAGAGCACCACCCCCAAAGAUUUUGGUUUCGAUGGAUCGGUUGACCGGGUCACGACUCCGAUUCCUCAAGACUACAUUGAGGUGCACGUAGCUAGCCCUCUUCCGCCAGUUGAUCUUUAUGGAGAAAGCCCAGAGACCACUCAAGCCCCAAAACCUGAGCCAUCCACACAGGGAUACGAUGAACCAGUGCAUGAGGCUAAACCUGUACCCCCAGUUGAAUAUGAACAACCACAAGAGACAACCACGUCAACUCCAGAAAACCCCUAUGAACAAUACCCGCCAAGUCCAGCACCGAAAGAAGAGAAAAUUGAUGAAGGAGAGAAGAACAGAGGAUAUGAUGAGAAGGAGGAGACGAAAGAAAAUGAACAUCCAGAAUAUCCAAGUGAUGGAUGGAAUGGAUUCCCGGGUGGAGAUGAUAAUCAACAUAAAGAUAGUGAAGAGAAACCUGAGGAGAAGACGGACAGUGGAUAUCCGGAAGAAAAGAAGAGUGAGGAAAAGGGUGGGAAUACGGGAUAUCCAGAAGAGAAAGGAGAUCAUGGAUAUGAUGGAGCUGAGAAGAAUGGAUAUGAUGGAGCUGAGAAGAAUGGAUAUGAUGGAGCUGAGAAGAAUGGAGAUGAUGGAGAGGAGAAGAAAGGAUAUGAUGGAGCUGAGAAGAAUGGAGAUGAUGGAGCUGAGAAGAAUGGAUAUGAGGAUAAACAGGGAAAUGGGGAUAACAAGGGAAAUGAUGAUGGGGAGAUCGAUGAAGGAGAGGAUAAGAAGCACAAAAAGAACAGGGAUGACAAGCACAAGACAGGACCACCCGGAAUCGAGCCACAUGGAGAUGAAGAUGGCGAUCAAAAGUCGCAAGAACAACACAUCAGCUACACAGAGACUGAGGAUGGAGAUGAUGGAGAUCAAGGAAAUGGUGGAAAUGGUGGAAAUGGUGGAAAUUAUGGGGGCUACUCGGCUCAGCCAGCAGACUCCGGAAGCAGCAGCAAAUGGACACGAGGACAUCGACGUGAACUCGUCGUGACACAAAAGAUCCGAUCGACCGGGAAACAGAAACAACGAGUUUUCAUCGAUUAUGAGAAAGGAGGACGGCCACAAAUCUACGCGAAACAGGACCAAGAUGCGUCAAAGUCGACCUCAAGCUCCGAGAGCGCCGAGGAUGAGCGACGGAUGCGCGCUCGAGGUGCUUCUCGAUUUGUUCCCUUCAAUCAAGUACGACAUCUUUUCCUU
Mesorhabditis belari is the source of this 3318-nucleotide messenger RNA. Lineage: Eukaryota; Metazoa; Nematoda; Chromadorea; Rhabditida; Rhabditidae. The record is from the annotation of a GenBank genome assembly.